Messenger RNA from Guillardia theta CCMP2712, 1986 nucleotides. RefSeq lists its product as hypothetical. Gene Ontology annotation, biological process: translational initiation. Lineage: Eukaryota; Cryptophyceae; Pyrenomonadales; Geminigeraceae. Bases 1 to 1986 code for a protein of 661 amino acids. The transcript is spliced from 2 exons. The record is from RefSeq and is a predicted model, not a curated record. Gene Ontology annotation, molecular function: GTPase activity; GTP binding; translation initiation factor activity.
AUGAAGAAGCUCAACGGCAAGUACUUGAAAGCGAGCAAGCUCGAGCUCAACCCUAAGAACUUCGAAUUGCCCGACGAGACUGUCGAUCCUCCUCCCAAACCGAAAGCCGCAGCCUCUCCUCCACCGCCACCAGCAAAGGAAAACGGGAAGGCAACUAGCGCUAAGGAAUCCGGCAAAGGCGCCAGCGCCUCACCGGCCGCUGCGGCGGUCCAGGCGUUCCCUCAGCCCAAAGUUUCAGGCAGACAGUCGAAGAAGGUCAAGUCAGAUGAUUCUAAGAUAGUCGAGGUGAAGCCUGGCAUGACGAUCAAGGAACUGGCGGAGACGAUGGGCAUACGUGUGGUGGACGCACUCAAGUCGCUGAUCAAGAUGGGAGAGGAGCCCAAGACUAUCCAGGAUGAGCUGACCAUUGACAUCGCAGAGCUUCUCGUGCUCGAGUACGGCAUGCACGUCAAACUCCCUGAAGGGUCUGAGUCCAUGAAAUUGGAUCUCAGAGCCCCGGUGGUGACGAUCAUGGGACAUGUGGACCAUGGCAAAACAACGCUGCUGGACUACCUCCGUUCUACCUCAGUCGCAGCGGGCGAGGUUGGGGGGAUCACGCAGAGUAUCGCAGCGUUUGAGGUUCACCGACCGAAGUUGGGUAAGAUCUGCUUCAUCGACACUCCCGGGCAUCAGGCUUUCUCGUCCAUGCGCGAGCGAGGAGCCAAGGCAACGGACAUCAUCGUGCUUGUCAUUGCUGCUGAGGACGGAGUGAUGCCGCAGACCAUCGAAGUCAUCGAUCAUGCGCGAGCAGCCCAGGUUCCUAUCAUCAUCGCCGUGAACAAGUGCGACCUCCCAGGCGCUGACCCCAACAUGAUCUACUCUCAGCUCAUGGAGCACGGCGUCACUGUGGAGCCGUUUGGAGGAGACGUGCAGACGGUGAACAUCUCGGCCCUCAGAGGCCAGGGGAUCGACAAGCUGGAGGAGGCGAUCCUCUUGCUGGCGGAGAUGAUGGACCUGCGGGCCCCGCGCGACGGGCCGGCUGAAGGAUUCAUCAUCGAGUCAAGGAAAGACAAGGCGCUCGGCCCCGUCGCUUCCUGCGUCAUCACCCUCGGGGCUCUGCGUGUCGGGGACGUGGUGGUAGCAGGAGCGGACUGGGGGAGGGUGAAGGUGCUCAGGGAUGCGAAAGGAGAGUCGGUGAAGUUCGUCGGGCCCUCGUCUGUGGCGGAGGUCGUCGGGUUUCGGUCGCAGCCCUCGGCAGGGCAGGAGCUUUUCGUCGUCGAGAACGAUUCCAAGGCGGAGUCUUACACGGAAAAGUUCGGGUCAAGAAAGGGGAGCAUGAAGAGGAUACAGAGCUCGAAGCAGGAGGAGCACCAAGGGGAGCUGAUGGAGGUUCCCGUCAUCGUCAAGGCUGACUGCGAAGGAACGCUUGAAGCCGUCAUGGCCUCGCUCCUCGCGCUCCCCAGCCACGAGAUCGUCCUCAAGAUCAUCGAGAGCGGGACAGGGCCGGUGACCGAGUCGGACGUGCAGUCGGCGAGUGCAAGCGGAGCUCACAUCUACACCUUCAACUGCCGCCAACCGUCAGCCCAGCUGAAGAAGACGAUCCAGAAUCUUGAGGUGAAGGUUUCAGACUUCCGCAUCAUCUACGACCUCAUCGACAACGUCACCAGCCUGCUGGUCUCCAAGCUGCCGCCCAGGGAGGAGCUGCAGGUGGUGGGAGAGGCUACCGUGCUGCAGAAGUUCGAGAUCACCGGGAAGAACGCGACGGUGGUGGCAGGAUCGAAGGUGACUAGGGGGAUGGUGAAGUCCAAGUGCGAUGUCAAGGUCAUGAGGAAGGGCGAAGUGAUCCACGAGGGGAAAGUCGAGACGCUGCGCAGGGGGAAGGAGACGGCGGAUCAGAUCAUGGCGGGCAACGAGUGUGGCAUCACACUGGAGUCGUUCACGGAGUUCGAGAAGGGAGACAAGAUCCAGUUCUUCGAGAUGGUGGUGACGGAGAGGAAGGAGCUCUAG